This is a messenger RNA of Mus pahari (shrew mouse), 10010 nucleotides long. It is a transcript of the gene Plce1, whose product is annotated as phospholipase C epsilon 1. Bases 571 to 7464 code for a protein of 2297 amino acids. The transcript is spliced from 34 exons. Gene Ontology annotation, molecular function: guanyl-nucleotide exchange factor activity; phosphatidylinositol-4,5-bisphosphate phospholipase C activity. The record is from RefSeq and is a predicted model, not a curated record. NCBI's taxonomy places the organism in Eukaryota, Metazoa, Chordata, Mammalia, Rodentia, Muridae. Gene Ontology annotation, biological process: lipid metabolic process; small GTPase-mediated signal transduction; phosphatidylinositol-mediated signaling.
UGAGCCCGGAGCGCGGGUGGGCGGCGGGCUGGAGCGGCGGACGGCGGCUGCGCGCCCCGCUGUGCUCCCGGGCACUUGCCCGGCUCCUGCUCGCUCCUGGGAAUCGGCUGUGCGGCUGACACUCGGUAGCCCGGACUCUCCACGACUCUGGGGACGCAAGCGCGUGGACCAGGUCCCCAGGGACGCGGCAUUCCCGCCCCGCCGCACGACUGGCUGGAGAUCUAAGGGCACAGAAAACACUCAAACUGGAUUUUUACACAUUGCACAUUAGCAAUAAACCACAAGUCGCAGAAUGUGAUCCCGAACAAAAUCCUUCUAAAAGAAUUAGCUUCGGGCAACAGAGAAAAGAAGAAAACGGACCUGUGGUUUUGAAAUACUGGUGUAAAACAAACUGUUCUUGUAGGAAACUACAACUGGAAUGUUUUGUUGGGCUCUUAAUAUACCUGAACGACAGGAACUGUCAGCUUGCUUCGCACAAAGACUGGAAUGAUCUGAGAUUAUCUCUUGUCUGGACAUGAUCGCCAGGGAAGUGAACACAGAAAAGUAGCUGCAUGAAGGACAGUGGUCAAGAUGACGUCCGAAGAAAUGGCCGCUUCCGUCCUCAUCCCUGUGACUCAAAGGAAAGUGGCUUCUGCCCAGGCAGUGGCAGAAGAGAGGAGUGAAAAGGUCUCAGAUGCCCGGAUUCCUCAGGCACGUGCUGGCAGGCAGGGUGCGCUCAUCCCUCCUACCAUCUCACAGUGGAACAAACGUAAGGAAGAGUCUUCUAGAAGUGAUUUGUCCAAGGUCUUCUCAAUAGCGAGGGGGGAACUAAUCAGCGAUGAGAAUCACAACGAAGAGGGCUGGGAGGAAACCGCACCGGACUCCACGGUAAACCAUGCGAUUAACUGCAGCAGCUUAGUGCAAAGCCACCAGCACCAGCUUCCCCAGAACCAGCUUUGUGAAGCCCGUGACUCUGUCCCAGAAGAAGACCCGAGUAUGCAGCCUGGAAUUCCUUACCCACUGGAAAGGAAGGUGCUUCCUGGAAUUCAACUGGAGAUGGAGGACUCUCCCAUGGACGUGAGCCCUUCGGGAAGUCAGCCUGGGAUCAUGGAGUCCAGCGGACCUCACUCUGACGGCCACACGGCGGUAUUUCACUUCCAUUAUGAAGCUGACAGGACAAUGCCGGAUGCUUUUCAUGCCCUGUCAGAAAACUUGAUUUUGGAUGACUGUGCAAAUUGUGUUACUCUUCCUGGGGGGCAGCAAAAUAAAAAUUGCAUGGCGUAUACUUGCAAACUGGUGGAGUUAACAAGAACCUGUGGAAGUAAGAAUGGGCAGCUCAAGUGUGAGCACUGUACUUCGCUGCGCGAUGAAUACCUGUGCUUCGAAAAUUCCUGCCCAAAGGCCGAUGAGGUCUGCUCAGGUGGUGGCUUUUGCGAGGACGGCUUUGCUCAGGGUCCUGCUGCCAAGACUUUUCUGAGCCCUCUGGAGGAUUUCUCAGGCAAUUGUGAAGACGUAGACGAUUUUUUUAAAAGCAAAAAGGAGCGGUCCACUUUGUUAGUCCGAAGGUUUUGUAAAAAUGACAGGGAAGUUAAGAAGUCUGUGUAUACUGGGACAAGAGCCAUCAUGAGAACUCUGCCUUCCGGCCGUAUUGGGCCGGCUGCUUGGAAUUAUGUUGAUCAGAAGAAAGCUGGUCUCCUAUGGCCUUGUGGGAAUGUAAUGGGACCUCUGUCAGCAAUGGACAUAAGGCAAAGUGGGAGCCAACGUCUGACUGAAGCCCAGUGGUGCCUGAUCUACAGUGCCGUGAGAAGAGGGGAAGAAACAGAAGAAACGGUCGGAUCUCUUCGCCAUUGCGCCACACAGCUCCCAAACUCUGAGACAGCCCAUGGAAGUCUUGGAGACGGUCCCUGCUUAAAGCAGUGUGUACGAGACACUGAAUGUGAGUACCGUGCUACCCUGCAAAGGACGUCCAUAGCUCAGUACAUCACCGGUUCUCUCCUCGAGGCAACCACAUCUUUAGGAGCAAGAAGCGGCCUUCUCAGUCCCUUCGGAGGAUCCACUGGACGGAUAAUGCUGAAAGAACGCCAACCAGGCACCUCUAUGGCCAAUUCUAAUCCUGUUCCUUCAAGUUCAGCUGGAAUCAGCAAGGAGCUGAUUGAUCUCCAGCCCCUCAUUCAGUUCCCGGAGGAAGUGGCCAGCAUCUUAACAGAGCAGGAGCAGAACAUUUACCGCAGGGUGCUGCCCAUGGACUACCUCUGUUUCUUAACCCGGGACUUGAGUUCACCUGAAUGCCAGAGAUCACUGCCCCGUCUCAAAGCAUCCAUCUCAGAAUCCAUCCUCACGUCUCAAAGUGGAGAACGCAAUGCCCUUGAAGACCUUGUGAUGAGAUUUAACGAGGUGAGCUCCUGGGUAACGUGGCUGGUCCUCACGGCAGGCUCCAUGGAGGAGAAGCGGGAAGUCUUCUCUUAUUUGGUGCAUGUGGCCAAAUGCUGCUGGAACAUGGGCAACUACAACGCUGUCAUGGAGUUCCUGGCUGGCCUCAGGUCAAGGAAAGUUCUAAAGAUGUGGCAGUUCAUGGACCAGUCUGACAUCGAGACCAUGCGGAGCCUGAAGGAUGCCAUGGCUCAGCACGAGUCUUCCGUCGAGUACAAGAAGGUAGUGACCCGAGCCUUGCACAUCCCCGGCUGCAAAGUCGUCCCUUUCUGUGGGGUGUUCCUGAAGGAGCUCUGUGAAGUGCUGGAUGGUGCCUCUGGUCUCCUGAAGCUCUGCCCACGGUACAGCUCCCAAGAAGAAGCUCUGGAGUUUGUAGCCGAUUACAGUGGACAAGACAACUUCUUACAACGAGUGGGACAGAAUGGCUUAAAGAAUUCAGAGAAGGAGCUCACGGUCAACAGCAUCUUUCAGAUCAUCCGGAGCUGCAGCCGAAGUUUGGAGAUGGAGGAGGAGGACAGUGCCAGCGAAGGGAGCGGCUCUAGAAAAAACUCCUUGAAGGACAAAGCCCGAUGGCAGUUUAUAAUUGGAGAUUUGCUGGAUUCAGAAAAUGACAUCUUUGAGAAGUCCAAAGAGUGUGACCCUCAUGGAUCAGAGGAGUCACAGAAAGCCUUUGACCAUGGGACGGAGCUCAUCCCAUGGUACGUGCUGUCCAUCCAAGCGGAUGUGCACCAGUUCCUAUUGCAGGGGGCCACAGUCAUCCACUAUGACCAGGACACACAUCUCUCCGCCCGCUGCUUUCUCCAGUUGCAGCCUGACAAUAGCACGUUGACCUGGAUGAAACCUCCCACUGCCUCCCCAGCCGGUGCCAGACCCAAGCUCGGCGUGCUUAGUAACACGGCCGAGCCCGGCAAGUUCCCAUCACCGGGCAACGCCGGGGUGAGCGGCCUGGCAGAGGGAAUCCUGGAUCUGUUCUCAGUGAAGGCUGUGUAUAUGGGACACCCUGGCAUUGAUAUACACACUGUGUGUGUCCAGAACAAACUUAGUAGCAUGCUUCUAUCGGAGACGGGGGUCACCCUGCUCUAUGGGCUUCAGACCACUGACAAUAGAUUACUGCACUUUGUGGCGCCAAAGCACACAGCCGAGAUGCUUUUCAGUGGAUUGCUGGAACUUACUACAGCUGUGAGAAAGAUAAGGAAGUUCCCUGACCAACGACAGCAGUGGCUUCGGAAACAGUAUGUCAGCCUCUAUCAGGAGGAUGGUCGGUAUGAAGGCCCAACCUUGGCACAUGCUGUGGAGUUGUUUGGUGGUAGGCGGUGGAGCACUAGAAACCCCAGUCCUGGAAUGUCGGCAAAGAAUGCUGAGAAGCCCAACAUGCAGAGAAACAACACCCUGGGCAUAAGCACCACCAAGAAAAAGAAGAAAAUGCUCAUGAGGGGAGAGAGUGGAGAGGUGACGGACGAUGAGAUGGCUACCCGCAAGGCCAAAAUAUACAGAGAGUGUCGCAGCCGGAGCGGCUCUGAUCCUCAAGACGUUAACGAACAAGAAGAGUUGGAGGCCAAUGUCAUCACUAACCCUCCCAACACCCUCCAUUCCAGAAGAGCCUACUCUUUGACCACGGCUGGGUCCCCCAACUUGGCUACCGGGAUGUCAUCUCCCAUCAGUGCCUGGAGCAGCAGCAGCUGGCAUGGGCGAAUCCGAGGAGGGAUGAAAGGCUUCCAGAGCUUCAUGGUUUCAGACAGUAACAUGAGUUUCGUUGAAUUCGUUGAGCUGUUCAAAUCAUUCAGCAUCAGGAGCCGCAAGGACUUGAAGGACAUCUUUGACAUCUACUCCGUACCCUGCAAUCGGUCUGCCUCGGAGUCAGCUCCACUCUACACCAACCUGACAAUCGAAGAAAAUACCAGUGACCUUCAGCCUGACCUAGAUUUGCUGACUAGAAACGUCUCCGACUUGGGGCUGUUCAUUAAAAGUAAACAGCAGCUUUCUGACAACCAGAGGCAGAUAUCUGAUGCUAUCGCUGCUGCAAGCAUUGUAACCAAUGGCACUGGGAUUGAAAGCACGUCCCUGGGCAUAUUUGGGGUCGGCAUACUCCAGCUCAAUGAUUUCCUGGUGAAUUGCCAAGGAGAACACUGCACGUAUGAUGAAAUCCUGAGCAUCAUCCAGAAAUUUGAGCCGAGCGUCAGCAUGUGUCAUCAAGGCCUAUUGUCAUUUGAAGGGUUUGCAAGGUUUCUGAUGGAUAAAGACAAUUUCGCCUCAAAAAAUGACGAGUCACGGGAGAACAAGAAAGAGCUGCAGCUACCCCUCUCCUACUAUUACAUUGAGUCUUCACACAACACCUACCUCACCGGCCAUCAGCUCAAGGGGGAGUCCUCUGUGGAGCUCUAUAGCCAGGUCCUCCUGCAAGGAUGUAGAAGCAUAGAGCUGGACUGCUGGGAUGGGGAUGAUGGGAUGCCCAUCAUCUAUCAUGGGCAUACACUGACAACCAAGAUCCCCUUCAAGGAAGUGGUGGAAGCCAUCGAUCGCAGUGCCUUCAUCACCUCAGACCUGCCAAUCAUCAUAUCCAUUGAGAACCAUUGUUCAUUGCCUCAACAACGAAAAAUGGCAGAAAUUUUCAAGAGUGUGUUUGGAGAAAAGCUGGUGGCUAAGUUCUUAUUCGAGACCGAUUUCUCAGAUGACCCAAUGCUUCCCUCACCUGAUCAGCUUAGAAGGAAAGUGCUCCUUAAAAACAAGAAGCUAAAGGCCCAUCAGACACCUGUCGACAUCCUAAAACAAAAGGCUCAUCAGUUAGCAUCCAUGCAAGCACAGGCUUUCACUGGUGGGAAUGCCAACCCGCCACCUGCCAGUAAUGAGGAAGAGGAAGAUGAGGAGGACGAAUAUGAUUAUGAUUACGAGUCCCUUUCCGAUGCAGAUGUCCUUACUGCUUCCCCUGUUCCUAACAGUCAGGAAGACAACAUUCUGGAAGACAGACCUGAGAACAAAUUAUGCGCUGACAAGCUUCAGUUUGAGUACAAUGAAGAAGGCCCAAAGAGGAUAAAGAAAGCAGACAACUCCUCUGGCAAUAAGGGAAAGGUGUAUGACAUGGAACUGGGAGAGGAGUUUUACCUUCCACAGAACAAAAAAGAAAGCAGGCAGAUUGCACCAGAGCUCUCUGACCUCGUCAUUUAUUGCCAGGCAGUAAAAUUUCCAGGCCUGUCAACUCUAAAUUCAUCUGGCUCUAGCAGAGGGAAAGAAAGGAAAAGCAGGAAGUCCAUUUUUGGCAACAAUCCUGGCAGAAUGAGCCCAGGGGAGACAGCACCAUUUAACAGAACAUCUGGAAAAGGUUCCUGUGAAGGGAUGCGACAAACCUGGGAGGAAUCUUCUCCACUCAGCCCGAGUACAUCCCUCAGCGCUAUCAUUAGAACUCCUAAAUGCUAUCAUAUCUCCUCACUGAAUGAGAACGCCGCCAAACGUCUGUGCCGCAGGUGUUCUCAGAAACUGAUCCAGCACACCGCUUGCCAGCUGCUGAGAACCUACCCCGCAGCGACCAGAAUUGACUCCUCCAAUCCCAACCCCAUCAUAUUCUGGCUCCAUGGGAUACAGCUUGUAGCUCUAAACUACCAGACGGAUGACCUUCCUUUACAUUUAAACGCUGCCAUGUUUGAGGCCAAUGGUGGGUGUGGUUACGUUCUGAAGCCCCCUGUCCUGUGGGAUAAAAGCUGUCCCAUGUACCAGAAGUUUUCCCCACUGGAAAGAGACCUAGACACCCUGGAUCCUGCUAUCUACUCUUUAACUAUCAUCUCUGGCCAGAAUGUGUGCCCUAGUAACAGCACCGGAAGUCCAUGCAUUGAAGUUGACGUCUUGGGCAUGCCCCUGGACAGCUGCCAUUUCCGAACAAAACCCAUCCAUCGAAACACUCUGAAUCCCAUGUGGAAUGAGCAGUUUCUCUUCCGGGUUCACUUUGAAGAUCUUGUAUUUCUUCGUUUUGCGGUUGUGGAAAACAACAGUUCGGCGAUAACAGCUCAGAGAAUCAUUCCACUCAGAGCUUUAAAACGAGGAUAUCGACAUCUUCAGCUGCGGAACCUCCACAAUGAAAUCUUGGAAAUCUCUAGCUUAUUCAUAAACAGCAGAAGGAUGGAAGAAAACCCCUCUGGCAGUACCAUGCCAGCCUCAUUGAUGUUUAAUACGGAAGAGAGGAAAUGUUCUCAGACUCACAAAGUCACAGUGCAUGGUGUCCCAGGUCCAGAGCCCUUUGCUGUUUUCACUAUAAACGAAGGCACCAAGGCAAAGCAGCUUCUCCAACAGGUUUUGGAGGUUGGCCAAGGCACCAAACAUACUGCCACAGACUAUUUUCUGAUGGAAGAGAAGCAUUUUAUAUCUAAGGAAAAGAAUGAAUGCAGGAAACAACCAUUCCAGAGAGCUGUGGGUCCAGAAGAAGAUAUUGUGCAGAUUUUAAACAGCUGGUUCCCAGAAGAAGGCUACGUAGGCAGGAUUGUCUUAAAGCCCCAACAGGAAACCUUAGAAGAGAAGAGCAUUGUCUACGAUGACAAAGAGGUGAUCUUGAGCUCGGAGGAGGAGAGUUUCUUUGUCCAAGUUCAUGAUGUCUCUCCUGAGCAACCUCGAACUGUCAUCAAAGCCCCGCGUGUCAGCACUGCACAGGAUGUGAUUCAGCAGACCUUAUGCAAAGCCAAGUAUUCCUACAGCAUCCUGAACAACCCCAACCCAUGUGACUAUGUGCUUUUGGAAGAGGUGAUGAAAGACGCACCUAAUAAGAAGUCUUCUACCCCAAAGUCCUCACAGAGGAUCCUCUUGGACCAAGAAUGUGUGUUUCAAGCCCAAAGCAAGUGGAAGGGUGCAGGGAAAUUCAUCCUUAAGCUAAAGGAGCAGGUGCAGGCAUCCCGAGAAGACAAAAGGAGGGGUAUCUCCUUUGCAAAUGAACUCAAGAAACUCACUAAGUCCACUAAGCAGUCCCGAGGGCUCACGUCACCUCCUCAGUUUGUGGCCUCGGAAAGUGUUCAAAGCAAGGAGGAGAAACCUGUGGGUGCCUUGGCCGCUGGUGACACAGUGGGUUACCAGCAGUGAGCAAGGGCGGCACAUUUGUUCCAGGGAUAUGAAGGGGAAGAUCCUUGAUGAGAAGCUAUCAAGAAUGAACGUGGGGGGAAGAAAGAUACUUUGCCUCCAUCACAUUUAAACUGGAAAUGGAUGAUUUCUCAACUGCAGCCCUCUUCACACCUGAUGUGAGGUUCAUGCAGAGGACAAGCAAAACGGCACAGGUCUGCCAAUCAACUUCGAGAGGAAUGAUGCAGGGACACCCAGGGCAUUGCCCAGAGCAUUACAGGUAGAGAGGCCACCCCCAAGCUUAAGACAACAAGCUUCACCUGUAAAGGGCUAGGUGGUAAACAUUUUAGGGUUGGGGCCCCUUGACUUCUGUGGCAUUGAGUUACCUCAGUGGCUGAGUGCAAAUGCAGCUGCUGACAACAGGUACAAGAAUGAACAUGACUGAACAAUAAAGCUUUAUUUAUGGACACUUACAUUGGAACCUCAGAGAGUUUUCACAGGUCACAAAUCUUUCAAGUGUUUCAACCACUUAAAAUUGUAAAAAUCUUUCUUAGUUUAAGGGUCAGACAAAAACACAUGAAUUUGGCCCAAGGACCAGCUUGCUGACCCCAACUUGGGAGAAGUGGGAGCCAAAGGUAUAGAGGUUAGGAAACCUCAAAAAUUGGCCAUGGGUUUAAUGAGAAGUGGAAGUCUGGGGGCAUUGGAAAUGUAAAUAUGUCCUGUAAGAUUUGUUAACAAUUAUUCAAAUUAGCUCCUAUAUUGUGUACCCAGGUGCACUCUUUGGGUUGGCUUUCCUCAAACAGAAAUGUUUUUUCUGAAAGCUACUAUUCAUAUGUCCAGACUAUUCUGUUUUCAGUUCUCACAAAGUGAAUUUAGAAUGAUGUACAAUUUAGUGUCUAUGGAGUUGUGAUGUCUUCAUAAGAAGCCUAAAUCAUUUCUAAAAAGCAAAAGUAGACUGGGUUGAUAUUCAAGGUAGAGUUAUUUAUUUUACAAUGUUUAUACUGACACUUGUGUAUUUAUUAGACAUACCUUUCUUGAUAUUGCUAUGGGUGACAAGCAUUAGUGGUUCGAUCUCUUUCAAGACAACCUUAAAAAAUAAAUCACGUGAGCAUGAGAGGCGGGUAGAGAUGCAGCGCCAUAGUGUGAUCUUCAUUUCUGAUUCACUGAGGAGCCGUGGCUCCGAGUCUCACUUGCCAUGCGAUCUAAGCUGUAUUAAAACCAUACUUCACAAAACGACCAGCCAAGUGCAAUGAAUUCUUCUCACUCUCGGGAUGAAGCAAAUUGAGACUCAUCAGACUGAAGUACGUGUUCCUCCAGAGUCAAGCCUGUAUUUCAUCUUUCAAUUGUCACCGUUCCGCUUGAAGAUAUUUUUCUUCAAGUUAGAAAACCCACUAAAAAAUCCUGAGUUUUGCUUUUGAGACUUUACCAAUUAUAGAAGGAAUAAAACAACCCCUUCUUUGCACAUUCUAAAAAGAGACGUGUCAAAAAUACACCACACAGCUUUCCUGUCAUGGGAAGACUGGCUGCGCUGUCUUUCUCUUGCCAAGAGGACUCAGGCUAUUCUCGCUUGGCAGUUACACAGCACAAACACGUUCCCUUUAAAUACUAGGUCUUUAACAAACGCAUAGCCCUGCUUCGGUUUUAAAACAUUAUUCUGGAACCAUUUUAUCAAUUCUCUGUAAAUUAAAGAGGCCAAAUGUUUUGGGAUACCUUGGGUUGAAAAUUAAAUUACUGGUCUAACCAGCCAGAGCCAAACAAAACCUGCAGGUAAUAAGAUACAGAGCCAGGCACCCCUUGCUCGUUUGUGGUCCUUACAGUAGAUGGAGAUUUGAUACAGAACCAAUCUGAAACCGACCACAUAUUCAAAUACUGAUGUGCAUCCCAGCUUAGGUUAAAGGACAUACUCUAUUAAAAUUGAGUCUCUAAGACUUUAAGCAGGAGAGGUUAUUAACAUAUGCAAAGAGGGCCAGCGAGAUGGUCCAGAGGAGGCCCUCGCCACGUAAGCUUUGAUGACCUCAGUUUGACACCGGAACCAAUGGAAAAGUAAAAGGAGGAAACUGAUUCCAUAAAAUUAUCUAUCCUCUGUCUCCACGUGUGCCCCCACGUCAUAUAACAUACACAUACAAAAAUAAUAAAAUAAAAAAUUUAAAGUAUGAACAGCUUGUUACAGGAAUGUGUUACUUAAUGAGGACAUAUUUUAAGAAAUGCAUUGGUAGGGAAUUUCAUUGUUGUAUGAGUGUCAGAAUAUACCUAUACAAGCUAAGACGGCUACUGUGUCACUGAACAAGGAGGCUUUAUUAAACAUUACGGGAUCACGGUUCUGUUCCAUAGCACCCCACACAGCAGUUUAUCCAAGAUCAGAGCACCACUGUAAGGUACAUGACUGAAUUACAACUCCUUAGCACAUUAUGGUGAUGUUUUGACUGAAGGCUUAUCUGAAUUAUGGGACAUAACUUGUCUAUCAAAUGAAAGAAAUAACCCUAUUUAUAAUAAAUUAGCAUGGCCACUAGAAUUGUGCCCACCACCAUUUUAUACUUUUUAGAAUACAAGAAAUCUGGAUAACAAAAAUC